This is a messenger RNA of Pocillopora meandrina, 4830 nucleotides long. The record is from the annotation of a GenBank genome assembly. Lineage: Eukaryota; Metazoa; Cnidaria; Anthozoa; Scleractinia; Pocilloporidae.
AUGAACUUCUUUAAACGAAAACGAGAUCCCAAUGAUCAAGAACAGAUUGAUGCAGAAAGAGGAAGGGACACAAAGAAACCCAGAAAUAUUGUAUCACUGAUCAAGAAAGCUGGGGAUAGUGUAAAACAAAAAAUAACUGUUGCCUUUAAGGCACUUACAACACGCACCUACAGACAUGAUGUGAAGUCAUUUCUUUUUACAACACCUGCUGGCCCAUUGCGGUCUUCGAGGUACAUAAUGACCCCCAGUCAACCAUUUAGUGCUGCAAAGUCUUCUCUUGAAUGGCGGUAGGUCUUCUAGAUGUUUGUGAUUUGUGAUCACUCUCGUAGAGCUUAAAUUCUUGUUUCUUUCAGCCAGCUCUAGCAUGAUACACUGAGAAAGGGAGUGAUCAAAUGAGCACAAUUUUAUACUUUUAUUCUGAUGGCCUAGCUUGAGUAUUAAUACUGCAACUUAGGAAAUCCCUUCUCUUUCAUGUAACACUGUACCUUAAUUUAGUUGGCCAGAAAAUGGUUUCCCAUUAAGAUAAACCAUCUUCAUUUAGCCUGUUUCACCAAACUGACUCUGGAUCAAGUCAUAGCUAGUGCUUGGUGUCAAUUUUCUCUCUUACAUUAAGUGAUGGGGAGGGGGGAAGUUUUCUUGUCUGAGGGAAAACCAAUAUUCCCAGUUGAAUCAUGUUCUGGAAAGUGGGAUUAACUCGAUAGUUAACUAUCAGUUGAUGACUUCAAUGUAAUAGUGGUAGACACAAUACCUUACAUGCAGUGGUUUGCACUUGACUCUGGAUGUUUGUGUGCAGUAGACACUAGAUGCUCUUUCAGUGUUUGUAUCCUCUCAGCAGUGUAAACAGGUUUUUAGUAGCCUGUUCAUAAGGCUGGAGCUACACAUACAUAGAGUUUGAAGAAGUACCAAACCUUCUAUGUUACUUUGUAGAACAUGGGUAACUGAGCAUAAAAACUUGAUAUUCAGAAUGCCCAUGAAGUUGAUAUUUUUAUUAACAAUAAUUUUAUGACUGGAUCCUAUGUAUUUCACUUUGAAUCCUGCAGGAACCACUCUUACUAUGUUUUAGACAGCACCAUCAAUGUGACAGAGAGCCAUCAUCAUGAGUUUAAAACUGGUGGAGGAAGCUACCCCAUUACAAUAUUACCAGAGGUAAAAUUGAGAACAAAUAUUUAAGUAAAAAUAUAAAUUUUGAAUGGGGUCUGAGUGCAUUUCAGCUGCCAAAAUUGUGUUUCUGAAACUCUCUUGUCCUUCCCCUCUUCCUGUUUGUUUUGAUGAUUUUUUUUCCUUUAUUAACUUACAGCAUAUACAAAAGUACGGCAGUGCUUUUUUGAACACAGAUGGAGGUGUCCUCAUUGCAGGAGUCCUUGACAAUGGUAAGAGACACAUGUCACUUGUGGAAGAAGGAAAACAGUAAUUGAAAGGAAAGCAUGUGGGAAAGUGUCUAUAUAAAGUGGCUGCAGUUAUAUGUAUUCAAUUAAAAGAAUUUACUUUUAUAUACAAUAUGUAUAUUAUAUUAGAUGCUGUGUAAACUGGGUUUUUUGAUAGUUAUAUAUGAUUGUCAUCUAAUUUAUACUGGUAUGUUAUGGCAGAAAUUUUCUGUUAGGACUAGCAGGCUCAUCCAGAAAGCUGGCUUUGAAACCUGGUAUUUGCUCUACCAAGUUCAAUCCCUCCCAUUCUGUGAACAUUAUUUUAUUUGUGAACACCUGUGGUUUCCAUCUUUAUCAGGUGCUGUUCGUGGUGUUUAUUGCUCACCAAGAAUGCAAACUAACAUCAGGAAUACUGUCAGCCAAGAAUUUGAGAAGUUUAUUCCCUAUAUGGAUCAUUCUUUAUACAAGUAACUAGUUAUUAGUACCAGACAAAUAAGUAAUAUAAAUGUUUACAUGCGACAAAAGUGAAAGGUUGACAUUAGUACUAUCCAUCGUUCAUUUUCUCAGUUGUAAUAAUUCAGGAUUAAGAAUGAAUAUAUAUGAUUAAUUAUCUUUGAAUAAAUUAAGUCAGGGAACUAUCACGAAUAGGAAUACAUGUUUUGAUGUUAUUAAAGUUUGCAUGUGAACUUAAUCACAACAUACAUGGGCAGAACAUUUGACUUCUUUUUAUUAUAAUUAUAUUUAAUAUUUAUUAUUCUCACCAAAAUCACAUUUGAUGCUGGGCUGACCCUUCUUUGUUUAUCCUUGUUACAAUGCAGUGGUUUGGAAAAUGUUCAACAUACAUGAUAUCAGUCAUAGGAAAGCCAAAAAAGGGUGGUCAUUUUCAAUGAGUUGCACCUAUACAUCACAGGAAGAUCUCUAUAUCUCUAUUGCUCAUGGAGAGAUCAAGUGAUUAAUAUAAUAUGGGAAUCUUAAAAAAACGUCAACAGUUUCAUGAAGGUUAAGAACAAUUCAAGGAUGGUUUGGAUGGACAUGGUGCAUAGGACUGUGUACAUGCUAGUAAGAAAUGUAAAAUAUUUAAGAGGUACCUUGAUUUUUUAAGAUGUACCCUUGGAAAAACUGUGGAAUUACUAGAAGCAAUUUAAAAUAUUUUCUGAAAUAUUUUUGCAUGUAGUUGUGAGCUGAAAAUGUCAAAAACUGUCAUCAAAAUUAUUUUAAAUUUGAAAUAAACCCAAUUGCACAAAAUAAUGUAUAUACUAGGUACUGAUGUGGAUAAUUUGAAACCUUCCUUAAAUCUUUGCCUAGGAUAAAAUUUGUUCCUGUAAUUUAUCAGCCAACACCACGAGAAAGACGAGAGGGACGGUAUAUCUACGUAGCAGAUGUCUUUGUGAUAGAGAUCUCUGUGAAGGCUGGUGUUAAAGGUGAAUUGUAUGAGACCAGAAAAAACCAGGUAAAAUAGGAGACAAGUGGCAUUGAUACUGUUUUCAAUAUUAUCACAAGUGCUAAAAAUUGAAUGUAACUGUAUUUUGGCUUGUUUUCAUCAAAGACUAAGUGGAAAUGACCAAUUGCAUCUGCCCUGAGCCAAAGUUAACAUGUUGGAUGCAUCAGGAUGGAAAUAAAUGGAGUUGUUCAUAUUUCCCUAAAAUUUUCCCUAAACCCUUUAACUCCCAGAAACUGAUUGUUAAUUCUCCCCUCUAGCUGCUACACAUUUCCUUGUAAUUUAGUUGCAAGAACUUGGUGUUAGAUCAAGAAAACAAAUUCUACCUGAUACAUUUGAAUAUUCUCAUUACCAGUUUGCUAAAUAGUGGACGGAUAUUGUAGAGAGAAGUUACAUGAAUCACUUCUGGGAGUUAAAGGGUUAAAUGGGUGCUUUAAAAACUGCCAUGACUAUUUAUGAUGAUGAUAUGAUUUUGGAUAUUAAGACAUUGCCAUAAAUAAGACAUAAUAAUUCUGAAAUGUUCCACAAAAUAAAGACAUUCAUCAUAAAUGACAGGCCUUAGUUUUUUUUUUCUUUUACAUUUACAUAAAUAAGCCUUCCUGUCUUCGAACAACAUCCUCCUCUGACCCCAAAUUCCUCUUCUUUUCCCCCCUCCCCCUCCUCAGGCAAUAAAUAUGGACUGGUCCCUUAGUGGAAGUUAAAAAGGCUAAAAUUGGUUGAGGUCGCCCCAAGAGGUGAUCCUCUCAGCAGUAGAAACAAGAUUAUCCAUUAUCUUGUGAUGAAAAAGCAGAAGGAAAGACAGUGACAAUCAUACAUCAUACAUUCUACAUCAAAUUUUACACUUGCCAACUCUGUUGAUUUUUUAACUUACAGGUGUUCAUUCGCCGUGAAAGCAGUGUGCAAGGACCACUGAACCCUCUACAGAUCAAGGACAUUGUAAUAUCCAAAUAUCGUGAAGUGAGUUGAUUGUUGUAAAUGUACUUGUUAAUCCUUGGGCCUCUUCCUGUGAAUUUUAACUAAUAACCUUUGUCAUGUUAAAACUUUAAGAUCAGAACUACUCCCAGAUUGGGGAAUGAGAUCUGGUGUUUCUUGUCUUCCUAAUUAAAAUUUCCUUUAUUUUCUUAAGCUCUUACCAUGUGACUGUGCAGGACACCUAGCUAAUCUUGAAGAGGACAUACACUGAAACCUCAGCGCCCCCCCUCCCUUCCCCUUCCAAAAAAAAAAACUCCAUCACAAGCUAGAAGAGAGUGUGCACACCCAGAAAAGUCACACCUAACUAGAAUAAGAAAAGGGAAACACCUUUUGUUUGUCGUAAUGUUAGAUGUUUACCCACAGGAUUGGAAAAUCAACUUGAGAUCAAGAUUGAUAGCGCCUAUAAUAUUGGAUGCCUGCAUGCAUAAAAUAGAUAAAGGAAAGUAUCUUGAAUAAGCCAUGCCAAUUGAAUCAACUAAAAUAGAAACACAGCUUCCAAAUACCCAAGGGAAGGCUGAAAUCAGACCAAUGAGGUUGUGGGCAGAAUACCCUGGGAAAUUACACUUGCCUGCAUACAAAGUGCAGUUUCAGACCAGUUGAGCCCCAUGACUUUUUUUCUUGUGCAUCAAUUUUCAAGUCCAUCAAUGGAGUUCCGUAAGCAGAAGUGACUUUUUGCCAUCCAAAGUAAGCUAGUAAAAAUGUUUAUAGUUUCCAGUUAAACUCUGCUGAAAACUAUGAGAAUAUGGAUGAUGUCAUUUUGCUCAGGAAAUAAAUUUCUUUUCCAGGUUAUUGAGCUGAGAAGGAUGGAAGCUGCCUUUGCUAAAAAUCAAGAGCCAACUAGUAAACAAAAUUUCCGACAGAAUAGAAAUGUUAUUGUGGUUUCUCCUUAAUGUUGUGGAUUGAAAUGGAGAUUGAAAGAAGCUAUGUUAAUUGUUUAUUGUACAUACUACAGAAAAAGUUUAGUUAAAGAAUUACUAUCUCUGGUAUAUUGAAGGUUAAAGUUUGGUAUUAUCAAAAGAAAACAUAAUUACUGAAUGCCAGUGUAACAACUUUAUU